GUGUGUUCUCAUCAGCGUAACAGCAUUGAGCCGGGCAAGAGGCCGGCCUCGUUCCUGACGCCGAUCGUGGUGAGGCCGUCCAUGGGGCAGUGUGGCAGCUACGUGGCGCUGGGCUCCUCUAACGGCGAGCGUGCGCUGAGCGGCAUCACGCAGGUUUUGAUCAAUGUUUUGUCAUCACGUAAUAACAUGAGCGACAGCGUGUCCUACGGCAGACUGCAUCCUCUCAUCCAGAACAACACCCUGCUGGUGGACUCUAAGUUUCUUGAGGAGGAUGUGAAGUCUCUGAUGCAGAAGGGUCAUGAUGUGCGUAAGGUGGACAUCAUCUCACUGGUCGAAGGGACCCGGAGGACCAAUGACCUGAUCAUCGGUGUGAAGGACCCGCGCAGCACUGACGCCUCAGCACUGUCCAUGUCCAUGCCCUAGACUCACACUCACUCCCACUCUCUGCUGCUUGAUUCUGAUGCUGUUUGUGCACUAAAUAGGGACGUUAUGAGGUUUCCAAGUUGAUAACUAAAAUAGAUGGAUAAUGUCCGGUAGAUGGUAAUGAGCCGCUCCCUGCUAUCCACCACAAACACAUGACAUGUGACUCCUCUUUAUUUAAUUUGUUUUGUUUUAAUUUACCUAAAGAUUUCAAGAACUAUGUAUGUUAAAGGAUAAGUGACUGGAUAAGUUAAAGGAAUAGUUCACCCAAAAAUGAAAAUGCUGAAACUUUACUGAUUGAAACUGAUGAAGAUCUGAUUUCUUCAUCAGAUUUGGAGAAAUGUAGCAUUGCAUCACUGUUUCAGUGCUCAGCAGUGAAUGGGUGCCGUCAGAAU
Sinocyclocheilus anshuiensis is the source of this 815-nucleotide messenger RNA. Its product is annotated as gamma-glutamyltransferase 7-like. Bases 82 to 423 code for a protein of 113 amino acids. NCBI's taxonomy places the organism in Eukaryota, Metazoa, Chordata, Actinopteri, Cypriniformes, Cyprinidae. Gene Ontology annotation, cellular component: plasma membrane. Gene Ontology annotation, biological process: glutathione catabolic process. Gene Ontology annotation, molecular function: glutathione gamma-glutamate hydrolase. The record is from RefSeq and is a predicted model, not a curated record. The transcript has 3 exons.